CCAAGGACUUAUAAUGGAGCAAUUGUUCAUUUUUUCUUACGAAGUAAUUGUUGAAAUAGUUUGUUUAUAUUUUUUCACACAAUAUCAAAGCUAAGUGAAUAAAUUAACGAAGACAUCAGACUUUAUACUUAGAAAUAAACCGGCUACGAUGAGUUUAGCCGUGUGUCGUUGGAGCAGAAGAUGAUGAGGCAACGGAGAACACGAGGGAAGUCUGUGAAAGGCGGUGGAGGGUGGAAGGGGAACACGAUUUGCCGUGAAAACUGGCAGGAAGGGGAGUGAUGGAUGUUGCGACGUAAGACGCGCGAGGGGAUAGUCCGCAACAAGGCCCCCAGUUCCAGGAGUGCUCAGUUCGUUCUACCGCGAGGACGUUGGCUUGUCAUAAUCGUCAUGGCGUUCGUCACGGCAUUCUGAAUAUUUGUAAAUAGCUAAGAAGUUAUUUUAUAACAGAGUCUUAAAUAUUUAAUGGAUUUAUCAGCUUAAAUGGAAAAAAACAUGAUGAAGAAAUAUAAUUACCAGAAGAUUUUGAAGAGUGUGAUAAGAAAUGGAAUGAUUAUUGUGCAUGAUGUUAUCAUGUGCUUUUAAUUAACAUCAGGAAGUAGGAGUAUAAUAAUUUAUAAAGCACAAGAUACAUCUCCGGGAAUUCAGUCUUUCAAUAACUUUGCAACUACAAACUCCAAAAAAGUUAUUGCAAACGUCAUCAACAGUACCACGUUAAGAAACGGAUUUGAAGAUAACUUGUUUCGCUAUAACGCAAUUUUUUUAUAGUUUAGCUGAUAAGACGAUAUCUUUUAAUAGUUUUUAGUUUGAAAAGUAAGUGAAUAUGAGAUAGUUAAGUUAAAUAUUUUGAAGAAGACUUAAGAAAGUCACAAGAAUAAGAAUUUGUUUUGAACAUCGGACUAUGAGCAGAUUGAUAAGAAUUUCUUCUCUAUUUUGUGAUGACACCCUCUUCUUGCUUGUUAGCAUAACAAUCUCAGUCAGUAUAUAUGUUUAACGUACAAUGGCCUAAGCAUCUGAGUUUCUUGUUUCAAGUACUAUGAUAUCACUAUCAACUUGAAUAAACGAAUUUAAAAGUCGAAGGGGGAGUAAAUGAUUAGUGAUAUCAGACGGUGGCCAACACUCACUAGGGAAACAGUUUUUCUGUCUUCAGCAUUGUUGUCUGAACAGUGUUACUAUCAACAUCAAGCAUCAUGGAAAGCAUAGAGCCAUCAGUGUUGUUCAAUCAAACCAUGCAAACAUCUCAAGUUUCUUUACUGCUUACUAAAAUAGCAGCGAUGGUCAUUCUUGGUCUUGGAUCACUAUUAGUUGGACUACUACCUUUAAUCAUUGGUCGUUGUAGAUUUAAAAGACGUCAAAAAUGUAGUUUGUCCAGUUGUUCAAGCACUUCCACUGAUACAUCUUCAGCUAUAGAAAAGAGAGCUCAGGGUCUUUUGACGUCUCUUUUACUUUGCUUUGGCGGUGGAGUUUUAUUAUUCACAACAUUUCUACAUUUGGCUCCUGAGGUACGUCAAAGUGUUGAACGUCAUCAAUCGAAUGGCCAACUCAUCACUAUUGGAACUCUAAGUAUGGCAGAGCUACUAUUUUGCGUUGGAUUUUUCUUGGUUUAUUUUGUUGAAGAAACAGUUCAUGCAACAUUGACGGGAAAAACUCAACAUUCUGAAGAUCUUCUUUACAGAACAGUAUCUGUACGUCGAUGUAAUAAGCAAGCACCAGUUUCUACAUCUAAUACGACGAUAACAACUGUAACUACUAAUAAAAAACCUUCAUCUCCAACAUCUUGGAAAGUUGGAAGAUUUAGAUAUGAAGAUGAAGAGAAAGAUGAUCAUAACAAAUCAGAUUCACCCAAAAGUAACAAAGAAAUAAACCAAGCAGAUGUAUUACCUGCUGUCUUUGUACAAUCUUUAGCACCUAUGGACUCUCCACUUGAUGCUGGUCGUGAAGAUGAUCAAUUUGUAACGCGUGUGUAUCCCCCUCGUGCCAAAUCCCCCAAAGGCCACAAUCACCAUACUGAUACUUCAGUUCGUGGAUUGCUUACAGUAGUUGCAUUAUCAUUUCAUGCAAUCUUCGAAGGAUUGGCAGUUGGUUUAGAGCCAUCAAUUGGAUCUGUUGUUUAUCUAGCAGGUGCAAUAGCUACACACAAACUAGUAAUAGCCUUUUGUGUUGGGAUGGAACUUUACAUUACUGGAGCUUCAACAAGAACAAUUCUGGGAUAUCUCACAGUUUUCUCUAUGGUCACUCCUUUAGGAAUAGUGUCUGGACUUGGACUAGGAUAUUUUAAAAAUGACAGUGAGAAUCUUGGUGCAACUCCAACAAUUCUACAAGGCAUGGCAGCAGGAACAUUGCUCUACGUCGUCUUUUUUGAAGUGCUUGCUAGAGAAAGGGCUAAUGAUAAAAGCGGAUUGCUUCAAUUAGCAGCAAUAAUUGCUGGAUUUAUGCUCAUGUUGGGUCUUCAAUUAGCCACUGCACACUCACAUUCUCAUUCACACUCUCACGGAGGUGGACAUGAACAUUUAUGUGGAGUUGACGAGCAUGAGGACCAUGAUCAUCAUGAUCAUCAUAAUCCUUCGGUCAAAGCAAUUACAGAAAAUAUUGACAGGAUAUCAUCAACAGUAGCUGAUGCAGUCACCAAUAUUAUUGCUUCUACAACGACAAGAUCAAAUCCCAGUUCAGGACACUCGUAAGAUCACUUAGGUUUAAUUAGAGAUAUAUAUUUAUUAUAAAUAAUCGUACCGAACUCAAAUGAAGAGCAAUUAUUUAAGUUUUAAAUUGCAUUUGAACCUUAUGCCACAUUUCUCCAAAUUAGUUGGAGAUAAAGCAAUAUUUUUUCAUCAAACCUAACAAGAAUAUUGACUGAAAAUGGUUUAUAUACCGAAAUCAAUGUUCUUAAUGCUAUUGACUAAGAACUCGAGAUAAAAAAUAAUCUAGAAUCGAGUUUUAAGAAAUUCCCAUGAUUCAUGGUCAAAAAUCACAUGGAUGUUGACGUUUAAUUAAAUAUCCUAUGGGUAACGUGACAGAUAUUUUUAAGCCGAUAAGAUGUGAAGAAAUGACAAUAAAAAAUAGAAACACAAAAACAAGUAUAUAAAAGUAUUUCAAAUAUGACUCAAUCUUGUAUAAAGAAGAUAAUUAUGAGAAUUUAGUCGAUUUACGAGCUUACUUGACAAUAUUGUUGUCUUCUUGAUGAGUGAUCAUCAUGUAAAUAUUAGACUGAAUGUCUUAACUUCUAACGAAUUUAUUAUUAUUAAUAUUAAUUUCUAUAAUAAUUAUUUUCGAUGUAAGAUUAAUGUUAGUUAACUAUUCAUUAUUUUAUUUUUCAUAAUUAUCGUAUAAUUAAGAAGAACGCUCAUGGAUUUUCCAAUCUGUAAUCUUUUCACGAUAGCUGAAUGUCAAUAUGAUGAUACUAAAGAAGUGUAUUAAUAUAAAUGGUUAUCUUUAUUAAAACACUUCAAUGAUUGAGUAUUUU
This is a messenger RNA of Chelonus insularis, 3457 nucleotides long. RefSeq names its product zinc transporter ZIP1-like. NCBI's taxonomy places the organism in Eukaryota, Metazoa, Arthropoda, Insecta, Hymenoptera, Braconidae. The record is from RefSeq and is a predicted model, not a curated record. The transcript is spliced from 3 exons. Bases 1188 to 2678 code for a protein of 496 amino acids. Gene Ontology annotation, biological process: zinc ion transmembrane transport. Gene Ontology annotation, cellular component: plasma membrane. Gene Ontology annotation, molecular function: zinc ion transmembrane transporter activity.